Messenger RNA from Drosophila busckii, 825 nucleotides. RefSeq names its product maker698. The transcript has 2 exons. The record is from RefSeq and is a predicted model, not a curated record. Lineage: Eukaryota; Metazoa; Arthropoda; Insecta; Diptera; Drosophilidae. The coding region runs from base 5 to 307 and encodes 100 amino acids.
CAAUAUGAGCAGACUUGUUUUAACGCUGCUGCUUUGCAAUUUGCUGAUCUGCAACUUGCAUGCGGAAAGAGAAGAAUUAACUACUAUAAGCGCCACUGUGCCAACCACUGUGCAGGCAACCAGCAGCAGCAGCAGCACAACCACAGAAACAGCAACAACCACAACCACAGAGCAGAGUGUUAAGCUGCUGGGCUAUCCUAAGGACGAUUGGCCCAAGCCCGUUAAGGUUGCCAUGGAGUACACGCUCACGCCCUUUGUCUAUGUUAGCAGUUGGGUAACAAAAACUGUUAAGAAUAUUUAUGCAUAAAAACUGAAAGUGCCGUACAGUGUUUUUAUUUCUAUUACGCCACAUUUUGCAGCAGGUUCACUGGCCUAGCUGUGGCAACUACUUUGCGCGUGCAGCGUGCCCUUGAACCUCACAAACUGCUGACUGCAUAGCCCAAGGACAUAUAUGCACUUAUUGUUUAGUUGGUUAUAUACCACAACUGAACGCUGCUCAUUAUAUUAAUGCAUAAAGAAUUGUAAAUUGCAGUCAGAAUUAGCCGCAAACCUUUCACAAACUACAAGCUUAGCCUUCGCUGAUUCUCGAUUAAAUUAUUGUACGUGCUUUAAGUUUAGAGAGUAUAAGUUAGUUGGCUAUAGCCUGCACUUUAUAUAGCUUGCAUUAUUUUGUUUAUGCAAGGGACAUAUGCAAAUACGUGUUGUGUGCAUUAGCAGCAGCUAGCAAGUGUUACACUGUUAGAAAAACUAAUAGACUGAAAACAAAGUUGAACUUUAGUUAACGAUAUCAUAGCUUAACUAAAAAUCGUUCCUUUCCUGAAAUUA